This is a messenger RNA of Trachemys scripta elegans, 1153 nucleotides long. RefSeq names its product proteasome 20S subunit alpha 1 (gene PSMA1). Lineage: Eukaryota; Metazoa; Chordata; Testudines; Emydidae. The record is from RefSeq and is a predicted model, not a curated record. Bases 154 to 939 code for a protein of 261 amino acids. Gene Ontology annotation, biological process: ubiquitin-dependent protein catabolic process. The transcript is spliced from 10 exons. Gene Ontology annotation, cellular component: proteasome core complex, alpha-subunit complex; nucleus; proteasome core complex.
AGACGGCACAGCCACAUCCGCCCUUCGAUCGAUGAAUCUGGAGCGGCUGCUCUUCUCUGGGGAGAGGGCGGAAGUUCUAGUCUCUCAGCCUAGACUUAUCGCUCGCUGAGCUGCUCGCCGCUCAGAAGCUCGCGUCGGAGUUGGGGAAGGAAGAUGUUUCGCAACCAGUAUGACAAUGAUGUCACUGUCUGGAGCCCUCAGGGCCGAAUUCAUCAAAUAGAAUAUGCUAUGGAAGCUGUGAAGCAAGGCUCAGCUACUGUGGGGCUGAAAUCAAAAACCCAUGCUGUUCUGGUUGCUCUAAAGAGAGCACAGUCUGAACUGGCAGCUCAUCAGAAAAAAAUCCUGUAUGUUGACAACCAUAUUGGCAUCUCAAUUGCUGGGCUUACUGCUGAUGCAAGACUGUUGUGUAAUUUCAUGCGUCAGGAGUGUCUGGAUUCUAGAUUUGUGUUUGACAGACCUCUUCCAGUGUCCCGUCUAGUGUCUCUAAUUGGAAGCAAAACCCAGAUACCAACACAGCGAUAUGGCAGAAGACCAUAUGGUGUAGGACUGCUCAUUGCGGGUUAUGAUGAUAUGGGUCCUCACAUCUUCCAAACUUGUCCUUCUGCAAACUAUUUUGACUGCAAAGCUAUGUCCAUCGGUGCUCGUUCACAGUCAGCUCGAACUUAUUUGGAAAGACGCAUGACUGAGUUUGCUGACUGUAACCUGAAUGAGCUAGUUAAACAUGGUCUGCGGGCUCUCAGAGAGACCCUUCCUGCAGAACAGGAUCUGACGACCAAGAAUGUUUCCAUUGGAAUUGUUGGCAAAGAAAUGGAGUUUACUAUCUAUGAUGAUGAUGAUGUGGCUCCAUUCCUGGAGGGACUUGAAGAGAGACCCCAGAGGAAGCUUGCUCCACCUGCUGAGGAACCUGCAGAAAAGGCAGAAGAACCAAUGGAGCACUAAUAUUUGUGGAUAAGCCCGUGUGUUAACCUAUAUAUAACAAUAUAGGAAUGUUCAUCAAUUAAUCUUUACCCUGAACCAAAUGCAUAUUAUAGUAAUACAUGAUGGGGAAUUAGUCCUAGAGUAUUUUCAGAUAUCCCUAAACUGACAUCAAAGAAGUCAUACUUGGGCACCUUUUCUUUGAAAGGAAAGGUAAAAUCAUUUUUUUUUUUUUUUU